AUGGAUCCAACUCAAAAUUCAGAGCAAUUCCGAAUGAACCAAGGCAAUUCCUUCCAGGGCCUCGAUCCUCUAGGUAUCGCGACGUUCUUGAACCAUAUCUCAUCGAUUCAGGCUCACCUCAACAGGAAUGGCAGCAACCCUAGCCAAGAUUCAUCGAGCCACUUCUACCUUCAUCCUUCCGAAAAUACUAGUAUUCCCCUCAUCCAUACCAUUCUUGAUGGCAAGAAUUACAGUAGUUGGAGCAAUGCGAUGUUGUUAGCCCUAAAAUCGAAAAACAAGCUGAAAUUUGUUGAUGGAAGUUUAAAGAAACCUGAUAAGAAUGAUCCAUUAUUUGAACUGUGGGAUAGAUGUAAUACAUAUGUCUUAGCCUGGAUUAAAAUCUUGCUGAACCCUGAAAUCACCCAAAGCGUGAUGUGGAACAAGGUUGCAUAUGAGCUAUGGGAGGAGCUAUACGGAACAAGACAAGGAGAAAUGAGCGUGACACAAUACUUCACAAAACUGAAGUCACUGUGGGAAGAAUUUGAUGAUUUCAGGCCAAUUCCACCCUGCAAUUGUGAAUCUGUGUGUACUUGUGGAUUAGGAGAAAUGCGAAAAUAUAGAAUGGAAGAUCAUGUAACUAGAUUCUUAAGAGGACUUAAUGAACAGUUUGCGAAUGGUAGAGCUCAGGUCAUGCUAAUGGAGCCACUGCCAGAUUUAAAGGCUGUGUUUUCCAUGAUGACUAGACAAGAAAGGCAAAACCAGUCCAUGGAUGAUACCAUAGACCCCAAGAUCUUAUUACACUCUACCAAUUCCUUCAACACAGCUGAGACCUCACAAGGCAGAGGGAGAGGAAAAGGUAGAGGAGGUAGAUUCCAAGGCUCUAUAGACAAACAUGGUUUGGGAGUAGUGAAUUUCAGUGCUGAAAUAAAUGGCGAUGGCAUUGAUGAUUCUGGCUGUGAGGAAAAAAAUGGAACUUCCAAUGUUGAGUUUACUCCAGAGCAGAAAUCAACCCUACUAGCUUUACUCAACAGGGGAGAGGCAAAGCAGAUCCACAGUGCUAACCAAAUCACAACCCUGGAACAAGUACCUCAUCAAGGUAACUUGGUGCAUAUCAUGCAUUUUAAGUCAAGCGUGUUGGCUUUAAACAUUUCUGCAUCAAAACAUGGUUCUCGGAUAAUAGAUACAGGAGCUAAUGUUCACGUAUCCUAUUGCCUAGAAGAUUUUCAAACUCAUUUCAAGAUAGCUCCUAUAAUCAUUCGGUUGCUUAAUGGUGCACAAAUCAUUAGCAAUAUAGCUGGAACUAUCAAAUUUUUAAACAAACUGUACCUCACAAAUGCAUUAUACAUCCCAUCUUUCAAUUUCAAAUUGAUAUCAGUAUCAAAAGACACAAAACAUUUGCAUUGUAAAAUGAGUUUCACUGAUGACGAUUGUGAGAUACAGGAUUUACUCUCGAAGAAGAUGAUUGGAGCAGCUAGAGUGUGUGGUGGCCUUUAUACCUUGAACUGUGAUGCUGCGUGA
Arachis ipaensis is the source of this 1497-nucleotide messenger RNA. RefSeq lists its product as uncharacterized. NCBI's taxonomy places the organism in Eukaryota, Viridiplantae, Streptophyta, Magnoliopsida, Fabales, Fabaceae. The record is from RefSeq and is a predicted model, not a curated record.